This is a messenger RNA of Striga asiatica, 1329 nucleotides long. NCBI's taxonomy places the organism in Eukaryota, Viridiplantae, Streptophyta, Magnoliopsida, Lamiales, Orobanchaceae. The record is from the annotation of a GenBank genome assembly.
CCAAUUAUUAUUUCUUUUUUUACCAAAUGAAAGUUAUAUCCAACUGCACAUUUCCUUUUAUCUCCUUCCCCCUCUUCUCUAUAUAAACACAAGCAUACAUAACAAUUAGCAUUGCCAUAACCAUCGUAGUUAACAAAAAAGAGAGCUUAGUUUGAGAGCAGAAUUAGGAAGUGAGGUUAGAAUUCGAAAUCAAUGGCGGGAAAGAGGAGCGUUGAGGAGUUACCGGAGGAAUGCCUGAGCCACGUCAUCACCUUCACCGGCCCUGGCGAUGCCUGCCGCUCGUCGGCCGUCUCCGGGAUGUUCCGCGGCGCGGCGGAUUCCGACCUCGUCUGGGACAGAUUCCUGCCGUCCGAUUACCGGGAAAUCAUCUCACGGUCGAUUUCGCCGGUGGAGUUCUCCUCGAAGAAGGAGCUCUUUGCCAAGCUCUCUUCGUCUCCGCUCCUCAUUGAUGGAGCUACCAAGACGUUUUCAAUUGACAAAUACACAAACAAGAGAUGUUACAUGUUGAGUGCAAAGGAGCUUUCAAUAACUUGGUCCACCAAUCCUCUUUGUUGGUGUUGGAAGCCCAUCCCAAUGUCUAGGUUUCCAGAGGCGAUCGAGCUGAUAUCAGUGUGCCGGCUAGAAAUACUCGGAAAGUUUAACACGCAAAUGUUAUCCCCAAACACGACCUAUGGUGCAUACCUCAUUAUCAAAUUGAACAGUCGUGCUUUUGGACUAAGUGUUAUGCCAUCUGAGGUCUCUGUCGAGAUGGGGAAUUACAAGACUGAUGGGAAAAUUUACGUGACCCAAGACGGAUGUAAAAGGCAAGAGCUCGACUCUCCAAUCGACGAGCGUGUGCCAUGUACACGUGUCGACGGUUGGUUGGAGGUGGAAUUGGGUCAAUUUUACAAUAAUGGUAAUAAUAAAGAGGUGAAAAUGGAAUUUAGAGAAGUUAAAAGUGAGCAGCUCAAAGGAGGACUUAUUGUUGAGGGUAUUGAGCUUAGGCCCAAGCAUUAAUUGGUACUUGAAUUUACAGGCCCAAGUCUUGCUUGGGCUUGGGGGGAGUAUUCCAAAAUAUGGGAAAAUUGAAAAUUAAAGAAAAAAAAAAAAAGGAUUGUAAGAAAAUGUAUGUAUGUAUGUAAAUGAGGCAUGGUGUGAUGGUGGUGUUGCCCUUUUUGUGUGGCAUUUGCUGGAUCCAACUUUCAGUUUUAUUUUUCAACUGAAAGGGAUCUCUGCCUCAGUUUAUGCUGUUAAUGAAAUGCAUUGAACUUUUUCUAUUAAAUAUUACUUCAACACUUGAAGUUGAUAUCUUUGUCAUUUUUUCAAGUAAGCAAAAUAUCACUAUCUGUA